CGUAGAUCAGAUGUCGGCGCCUUUCACGUUGAGGAAAAUCGGUGUUCCGCCGAACUCAGCGAACCUGACGGAAGCUCGCCGCCGUGUUUUCGAUUUCUUCAGAGCUGCCUGUAGAUCCCUUCCUACCGUCAUGGACAUUUACAAUCUUCAGGAUGUCGUCGCGCCUUCUCAGCUCCGCUUUGCAAUCUCUGCUCAGAUUCGGAAUAACGCUCACAUCACCGACCCUAAGGUAAUUGAUCUUCUUCUAUUCAAGGGAAUGGAAGAGCUGACUGACAUCGUGGAUCACGCAAAGCAGCGUCACCACAUCAUCGGUCAAUACGUGGUCGGUGAAGGGCUCGUGCAGAACACCGGAAGCAAGGACCAAGGAAAGUCCGAUUUUCUCAAGAAUUUCUACACCAGCAACUACUUU
Thlaspi arvense is the source of this 409-nucleotide messenger RNA. Lineage: Eukaryota; Viridiplantae; Streptophyta; Magnoliopsida; Brassicales; Brassicaceae. The record is from the annotation of a GenBank genome assembly.